Cottoperca gobio is the source of this 2129-nucleotide messenger RNA. RefSeq names its product cilia and flagella associated protein 263 (gene cfap263). Gene Ontology annotation, biological process: cilium assembly. The coding region runs from base 165 to 1376 and encodes 403 amino acids. Lineage: Eukaryota; Metazoa; Chordata; Actinopteri; Perciformes; Bovichtidae. The record is from RefSeq and is a predicted model, not a curated record. The transcript is spliced from 9 exons. Gene Ontology annotation, cellular component: ciliary basal body; axoneme.
GGGGGGGAGUGAAAGGAACACGAAAGCAAUGUUGGGCCUACCUCUAAAAUAAUGUGUUGUAUAAAGUGGCAGAAUGAAUAAAGUGGCAGAAUGCGAUAACUGAAAUAACGCUUCUAUUUCAUUUAUUUUGAAAUGUUAACAGAUUUAGAGGUUCACGGGAGCACAUGAAGGCAGCACUAGCCCUGGCAACCACUGCAAUGGUUCAGUGUACCCUAGCAACCAUGGAGGAUGAUCUUUCGUUGAUGGAAGAAAAAGGCAAAGAGGUCACACAAGAACAAAAAGAUCUCCUCUACAACCAAGUCGAAGAACUAAAGUGUUCCAAUGCAGCCCUCCAUGCAGAGAUCGGCAUGUUUGAACGGUUCAUUGGCCGCAUAGAUCCUCGGGACCUGGUGUCCGAUGCUGGGGGAGACUGUCUGGGGGCAGCAGGAGUCUCCCAGCCGGAGGGUGGGGGUCGUGGACGGAGGCAGAUGUCCCGGUCCAACAUUCCGGAUCGCCUCCAGCAGCUGACCUUGGAACAAAAACUUUAUGUGGCAAGGAAAGAAAUAGAAGAGACACAACAGGACAAGGAGAAACUCAAACAGAAAUAUGAGAGACUUCAGGAUAACUACAAGGCCUCUCUGAAAGAAUCAGAGUUGCGUCUUGCCGAAAUCAGAAAGGCUGAGAACGAGUUUGAACGCAAACUGCUCAGAGAUAUGAAGGACAACAGGUUGGAAAUGAUGGAGCCCGACAAGGUGCUCAAGUACAUCGAAGACAGGUCAAAGGUCACCCAGGUGGAGAAGUUUAUUCUGAAGAACCAGGCACUGAAGGUCCACGAGAAGAAGCUCCAGCAGCAGCUUCAACAGAAGAAAGAGAUGGGAAAAUCCGAGCACGAGGACAUUUUCUACGAGUACAGCGAGCAGAGAAUCGACCGAAACCUGAAUGAACUUCAAGUCAACAAUUUGAAAGUACAAGGUGUCCUCAGUUCACACAAGGAGAAACUGCAGAGUGUGACUCAUGAGUCCACAGAGCUGAGUAAUGACAUCACCAACAGGGAGCAGAUGCUGGCAAAAAUUGAGGAGGAGAUACAGCAUGCUGAGGAGGAGCGUCUAACGGCGGAGACCCUCAACCAACACCUGCGCCGCCAGAUGACAGAUUAUCAGGCUCCUGAUAUCACUGAGUACAUGCAUGUCAAGGGCAAACACAAGCAGCUGCAGCGGAGCAUUCUCACUUUAGAGAGGAAGAUUGGGACCGCUGAGAUGGCCUUGAAGACCCACACUAAAGCCCGGAGCUCACAGAGAGCCAGUCUUACUCCUGAAUACAGAGCUGAGGCUGGAGCUAGAUCUGCACAGCACCAAAUCCCAGUAAAGCUCCCAUACAUAGCAGGACACAGAACAUAGACAAUCAGAAAGCCUACUGGAUUCAUGCAAAAAAUAAUCCACUAAUGUGUGGCAGAAAGGAAACUUUGCUACUGUUGCAAAUGUCCUGUCACAAUAUAACUAUAAUUCUUCUUUGUCCUUUUAAUUCUUGUUGGUAAAUGUAGAGAGAAAACAUGUUGCCUUGAUGUUUUAAUACUGAUCAGGUCUUAGUUUUCCCCCAUGCACCAUCAUGAACUCUUCUUUUAAGUGUUAUACAAUCUUUUGUAUACUGAAUUAUGUUGAUUAAUAAUAAGGUAUUCCCUACAUACCUUAUUCACAGGUAACUUUGUACUGAACACUAAUUACUGUCACUUUUAUUAGAAGUUCUUCAAUAAAACUUGAAUGAAAGUUUUGUAAAGGAGUUACAGAAUAAAUGUUAUAUUCUUCAUAUAAGCUUUUUACAGAAAAUAUAUUCAGAUGUAAAUCACCAACAUUUUGAUUAGUAACUCAUUUAAUUAAAUUCCUUUUUUCUCAGUAACUAAGUGAUUACAUUUAUUUUGUAGUUUAAUUCUGUAACUAGUUACUCCCAAACACUGCGUAUACGAUAUUAUCGCUUGUGGUAGAUAAAAUGACCCAACAUUAUUAUAAUGUAGCUAAAACAUGCUUGUACAGCACUAAAGCUCUGCCUCCACAUUAACAUUGAAGCAGCAACCUACUAUAAUGAUUAUCUAUAUAUAAUAGUAUAACACUCUGCAUAAUGACUUUAACUUUGACAAUUUAGGUACAUUUAGUUGA